AUGGCAAACGUGUUGAAAAGUUCUGCUGCUUCAGAAUUGAUCGCAAAAAUAUAUCUCAACGAACAGUUAGCCGACGUCCAUUUCGUAUUCGAAUUCGAUGAUGAUGUCCAAAAAGUACCAGCACAUAAAUUGAUAUUGGCAUCUCUUAGCCCGGUAUUCCAUACGAUGUUCUACGGAUCGUUGAAGGAGGGAAACGAAGUUAAAAUUGAAGAUGCAGACGCCAAUGCAUUCAAGGAGUUUCUCCAGUUUUUCUAUCUGGGCGAAGUGACGCUUAACAUGGAGAAUAUUGAGACCAUUGUUCGUUUGGCCGACAAAUACGAUGUUCUCGAAUAUGUGAAUGCUUGUGCCGUAUUUCUCAAAACUCAACUGAAACUGGACAACAUGUUCUGGGGCUAUCAAUUAGCCGUGAAUCUCAAAAAUGAUGAGCUGAUCGAGUUCUGUGAGGAACAAAUUGCCAGAUCGCCGAAGAAAAUCUUUGCUACUGAUGCAUUUCAACGUUGUGAUAAAAAUAUUCUAAAACGCAUUCUAGAACUGGACUUGACAUGCAAGGAAAUCAACGUAUUUGAAGCCUGUUUGACGUGGGCCAAACAUGCGUGUGAGAAAGAUGAGUUGGAUGCGACGCAAGCGGCGAAUUUGAGAUUUCAACUUGGUGACUCUUUACGCUCAAUUCGAUUCAGCGCAAUGACAAUUGAAGAAUUCUCCGCUAUUGAAAUGUCAAACGAUGGACUCUUCACUCCGGAUGAAUUCAAGGAUAUCAUGUUUACUUUAACAGCGAAAGCAUAUGAACCGAAGAUAUUCAAACAAAAUUCUCGACUUUACAAAUGGAAUGAAAGUGACAUUUUGAAGUGUGAUCGACGAAUUUCAGACAGGGACUCAGCAAAGAGGCUCAAGAGUUCAGAAUCCGUUUGGUUCACAUCAAAUCGAAUGGUACUCUUGGGAGAAAUUUAUUCCGCUUCCACAAACGGUACGAACAAUAAAUAUAAUCAUCGUAAUUUUAAUCAUCAUAAUUUUAAUCAACAUAAUUUGGAUUAUCAACAAAUCGAUGCUGUAAAUGUAACGAUCGCCGAAAUCGGCAGCGAUUCUUCAAAGAAAGUUUUGUAUGAGGGCACAUCAAGAACAUGGGAUUUUCAUUCGCCAUCUAAUCAAUACCGAUUGAAAGUGGUGUUACGGCAACCGAUUAUGAUCAAACCGCAGAUUAUGUAUGAAAUCCAUUUUUCAGUACUCAUCGAUGUUAGUUCUUUCAGUUAUGACGGUGAAUGGGAGCCAACGGUUGAACUGUCAGACGGACUUAAAAUUCAAUUCCAUCGAAAUCCAUUUCAUAUGGACUAUGAUACGUUUUCAUGUGGUUGGAUUCGAUCUUUGAGCUUCAACAGAUUAUAA
This is a messenger RNA of Sitodiplosis mosellana (orange wheat blossom midge), 1380 nucleotides long. RefSeq names its product BTB/POZ domain-containing protein 6-B-like. Bases 1 to 1380 code for a protein of 459 amino acids. NCBI's taxonomy places the organism in Eukaryota, Metazoa, Arthropoda, Insecta, Diptera, Cecidomyiidae. The transcript has a single exon. Gene Ontology annotation, molecular function: protein binding. The record is from RefSeq and is a predicted model, not a curated record.